AUCCACACACACACACACAAAAAAAAAAAAAACCUUCACCAACUUCAACACUGUUUCAUCAUAUUGAUAGUUUCUCUGCAAAAGAAAAAGCAUUGUCAAUGUCUCAACCUUAUUGUGUUAGAGAAAACAAACCCUGUACUGGUUGGGUUCAAAGAUACUUCAAAGACUGUCUUUGUAAUUUAAAAGAUGAAUUUUCUUUUGGGUUUGGGAUUAUUAGUUUGGUUUGUUGGGGUGUUGCAGAGAUCCCUCAAAUCAUUACUAACUUCAAAACCAAGUCUGCUCAUGGUGUUUCCCUCCUUUUUCUCCUCACUUGGGUUGCUGGUGAUGUGUUUAAUCUUGUUGGUUGUCUUCUUGAACCUGCAACAUUGCCGACUCAGUUCUACACAGCUCUGCUCUAUACAAUAAGUACUGUGGUUCUAGUGUUGCAAAGUGUAUACUAUGAUUAUAUCAACAGGUGGUGGAAAUGUAGACGGAUUAAAACCAACGACGUGGUUGAAGAUGAGAAAGAACCAUUGAAACCUGGCAAACAUGAACCGGGAAUUCCCAUACCUAAGUCCUCAAGCAAACCCCAUCCUCGUAGGGAAUUUUAUUACACGUCAGCUAGAUCUCUGGCUGGUAGUGGCACUCCACCUUUCCGGACAUAUUUGAGGGUAGCUAAAAGUGGUCCUUCAGCUUUGGGACUCGACGGUGAUUCGUCGUCCGAUGAUGAAACGGUUUCGGUUUUGUCCAAGAAGUCUGGAACUCAACCUAGGCCGAUCCCGAGAGCCGCUAAAAGUUAUGGCACAUUUCUAGCUGCAUCACUCAAUUUGCCUUUUGGAAGUAAGGCUUUGAUGGAAGUGAAAACUGGUUUUACCAAUAGAAGGCUAUUACAGGAGCAUAGUAUGGAGCAUAGUGCAUUUGGACAAUGGCUGGGAUGGCUAAUGGCUGCCAUAUACAUGGGAGGCCGAAUCCCUCAAAUAUGGUUAAAUAUCAAAAGGGGCAAUGUGGAGGGGUUGAAUCCUCUCAUGUUCAUCUUUGCAUUGAUAGCUAAUGCAACUUAUGUGGCAAGUAUUCUAGUGAGAACCACUGAAUGGGGACCCAUUAAGGCAAACAUGCCAUGGUUGCUUGAUGCUGUUGUUUGCGUGGCAUUGGAUUUAUUUAUCAUAUUGCAGUAUAUUUACUACAAGUAUUUCAGACAGACAGACAACAGUGAUGGAGAAGAUUAUGGAGACUACAAGGAAGCAAAUAAAGAAGUUAACCCUUGAAUUUUACAUUUUGCAAUAUCAGCUAAAUGAUUCAAAUAUCUUUAGAGUAAUCACCUCCCUACUUGAUACCAUAUAGUUGUAAUGUAAUUGUAAGCUUUGCGUUUAUGCAGGAAGACUAGUUUUUUUUAUCAACAAAUUGAUAAUUUUGUUCCCCUCAA
This is a messenger RNA of Gossypium raimondii (Peruvian cotton), 1402 nucleotides long. Its product is annotated as probable vacuolar amino acid transporter YPQ1. The coding region runs from base 99 to 1244 and encodes 381 amino acids. The record is from RefSeq and is a predicted model, not a curated record. The transcript has 12 exons. Lineage: Eukaryota; Viridiplantae; Streptophyta; Magnoliopsida; Malvales; Malvaceae.